AUGGAAAAGCUGUCAUCAGGUUCUGUAGUUCCUCAGCUCCUCCGCAACAUCAUCAUCGCCGUCGUCGUUUUCGCCGAUGAAUCUCUUCUCCAAAUCCCCGGAAACUCGAAGCUCCUAGAGAAGCUCCGUCUAUUUCUCGUCUCCUGUUUCGUGUUCUUCUUGCGCUCUCUUCCUUCAGCUGUCCCCUUCGCGAACCCUAACUCGAUUUCGACGAGAGCUUUCAAGUUCACGACGGAUAAGAAGAUGCUCGAGAUCAGCGAUUGCCCGUCGGAAUCGGGAAUCGGUCGAGCGAUCUGGCAGUUGUUGUCGGCGAUGAAUGAAAUCCCGGUGAAUUCUAGAAAGUACGAAGUGGUUCGAUCCCUGGCGGAGAGACUAAUCGACGAGAAUCACGGUGAGAACUCAACCGCCUUGUUCGAUUUGAAUCGUAGGGUUCUAAACGCGUCGUUUCGUAGAACGCUAGCCCGGCUAGAGGCGGCGGUUGAGCGGAACCGAAGAGAUACGGGUGAACCGGUUCGUCGUGGAUUAAACCGGGUGGUGAUGGCUGCGGUUAGAGCCGUUGGGGAUGGAUUCCCUGGUUGGGGUGGAGAAGAGGCGGCGGAACAAUCAUCGGAAACGGCGGAGAAACUGGCGGCAGAGCUGCUUUGGUUGGCGGAGAAGAUGUCGGUUUAUGGAUACGGCGAUGAAGCCGUUGAGAAAUGGGCUUCAGCUUCUAACUUGGCUCGGCUCGCUCUUUGGCCUGAACCAAGGCUUCAAUGUUCAAUGGUCCAAAUUUCUGGUAAUCUUUCUGUCCCUUUUUUUCACAAGUACAGUAUUUUCGUAAAUAUGGUCAAAUGA
Molecule: messenger RNA, 834 nt
Organism: Thlaspi arvense
Lineage: Eukaryota; Viridiplantae; Streptophyta; Magnoliopsida; Brassicales; Brassicaceae
Source: the annotation of a GenBank genome assembly